AUGUUAUCGUCUGCGCUUCCCCCUCUGCCUACGCUCGCGGGCGUGGUCAGCAUUGCUUUUCUGCUGGUCAAGCACCUUAAACGGGGCAGAUUGUCCCCUCUUCCUCCCGGACCGAAGGGCUGGCCUAUCAUUGGCAACAUCCUUGACUGGCCGAAGACCCAAGAAUGGCUCACAUUCAUGAGAUGGUCACAACAAUAUGAUUCUGACCUUCUCUAUGUCAAUACGAUCGGCACCGACGUCCUCAUCAUCAACUCCAACAAGGUCGCACAAGACCUACUCGAGAAGCAAUCGAGUAUUUUCUCGGAUAGUGUUGGUUUUGGUUGGGACUUCUCCUUCAUGCCGUACGGGCGCCGCUGGCGCGAGCUCCGCAAGGCCUUCGUUCGCAAGUUCCACCCACCCGCACUCUCCCACUACCACCCCACCAUUCUCCAAGGCACGCGCGAGCUCCUCCUCGACUUCCUCAACACGCCAAAUGACUUUAUCAAACAUCUGCGAAACGCCUCCGGCGGCAUCAUCCUCCGCGUCUGCUAUGGCUACAAGGUCACCCCCAAUGACGACCCCUUCGUCGCCCGCGCGCAACGCGCCUUGAACGCCAUGGCCCAAACCGGCAUCCACGGCGCGUACCUCGUCGACUCCUUGCCAAUUCUCAAGGUCUUGCCUGCAUGGGUACCGGGCGCGGGCUUCAAGAAAGAGGCGGCGGAGUGGAAUCCGGAUGCGGCGCUGUUUCAUAAGUUGCCGGUGGAUUGGGUGCAGGAGUGUAUCGAGAAAGGCACCGCAGAGCCGUCUAUCGCGUCCGAGUCCCUCGAGAAGUGCCGCACGCCCGAAGAGCUCGAAGGCCUGCGCGCCAUUCUCGGCGUCGCGUACGAGGCAGGGGCAGAUACGACCGUCUCCGCCCUCUCGACCUUUAUCCUCAUGAUGGCGACCUACCCCGAGGUGCAGCGCAAGGGGCAAGCAGCCGUCGACGCUGCCUUCGGCUUCGGCCACCUGCCUGACUUUACGGACGACGUUGAGAUCCCGUACGUCGACGCGAUCGUGAAAGAGGUCCUAAGGUAUAGACCUGUUGCGCCGCUGGGCCUAUCCCAUCGCCUGAUGGAGGACCACAUUUACGACGGCUACUUCCUGCCGAAGGGCUCCGUAGUCAUAGGCAAUGCUUGGGCCAUGCUCCACGAAGAGUCCGAAUGGGGGGCCGAGCCAGGCGUCUUCCGCCCCGAGCGACAUCUGAAGGGCGGUGUCCUCAACCCGCCGAGCAAAGUUCCUUAUGGGACGUUUGGCUAUGGCCGCCGCACCUGCGCCGGCAUCGAGUUCGCGAUGGACCAGAUGUGGCUCACCGUCACCUCCAUCCUCGCGUGCUUCGACAUCGCGCCGAUCAAGGGCGAGGCGCUGACGGGCGAGUACACGUCGGGCAUGCAGAUCUUUCCUGUUGACUUCAAGUGCAGCAUCAAGCCUCGGUCGGCCGCCAUCGAGCAGCUGCUUCGCGAUGGCGUGGAGGUAGCCUGA
Schizophyllum commune H4-8 is the source of this 1497-nucleotide messenger RNA. Its product is annotated as cytochrome P450. The coding region runs from base 1 to 1497 and encodes 498 amino acids. Gene Ontology annotation, molecular function: heme binding; oxidoreductase activity, acting on paired donors, with incorporation or reduction of molecular oxygen; monooxygenase activity. The transcript has 9 exons. The record is from RefSeq and is a predicted model, not a curated record. NCBI's taxonomy places the organism in Eukaryota, Fungi, Basidiomycota, Agaricomycetes, Agaricales, Schizophyllaceae.